Musa acuminata AAA Group (dessert banana) is the source of this 1938-nucleotide messenger RNA. RefSeq names its product squalene monooxygenase SE1-like. The record is from RefSeq and is a predicted model, not a curated record. The coding region runs from base 166 to 1722 and encodes 518 amino acids. The transcript has 9 exons. Gene Ontology annotation, molecular function: flavin adenine dinucleotide binding; squalene monooxygenase activity. Gene Ontology annotation, cellular component: membrane; endoplasmic reticulum. Lineage: Eukaryota; Viridiplantae; Streptophyta; Magnoliopsida; Zingiberales; Musaceae. Gene Ontology annotation, biological process: sterol biosynthetic process.
UAUUGAUGACAGCGAGGUAUGGUCGGAGAACAGGAUAGAACGAGAGGGUAAAAGAGGGAGACGAGAGAAGGUUUCCUCUUGGGGAGAAGACAAUGGCGGAUCAAUACCUGUUGGGAGCCGUCGUCGCUUCGAUCCUAGGGUUCCUCCUCCUGCACGUAGGGUUCCAUGGCUGGAAGGGGAGGGCGCGUCGUACUGCUGGAAAGUGUGGUUCCGGCCCGGUGGUCCCCGGAGACGGGGGAACCGAAGUUAUCAUCGUGGGUGCCGGCGUUGCCGGCUCUGCCCUCGCUUACGCGCUGGGGAAGAAAGGAAAAGACUUGGUUUCUGCGACGUGUACCCCGUUUGUUGCGAUUCUUGCGUCUGUGGAGCUUCUCUUUUACCCGCCUGCUAGAUGGUAGACGUGUCCAUGUCAUCGAGAGGGAUUUGUCUGAGCCUGACAGAAUUGUUGGUGAACUUUUGCAACCAGGAGGCUACCUAAAAUUGUUAGAGCUAGGCCUUGAGGACUGUGUCGACGAAAUUGAUGCUCAGCGAGUCCUUGGUUAUGCUCUUUUUAAAGAUGAUAAAAGUACCAAACUCUCAUACCCUUUGGAGAAAUUCCAUUCAGACAUUGCUGGGAGGAGCUUCCAUAAUGGGCGUUUCAUCCAAAGGAUGAGAGAGAAGGCAGCGUCCUUGCCUAAUGUUCGGUUGGAACAGGGAACCGUGACAUCCUUGAUUGAAGAAAAUGGAACAGUCAAGGGGGUAGUCUACAAGACCAAAUCUGGUGAAGAAUUCAAAGCUCUUUCACCUCUUACAAUUGUAUGUGAUGGCUGCUUUUCGAAUCUGAGGCGCACACUCUGCUCUCCUAAGGUGGAUGUACCUUCUUGUUUUGUUGGUUUGGUUCUAGAGAACUGCCAACUUCCUUUUCCGGAUCAUGGGCAUGUUAUCUUAGCAAAUCCUUCACCAAUAUUGUUUUACCCAAUUAGUAGCACUGAGAUUCGCUGUUUGGUUGAUGUACCUGGACAGAAGGUACCUUCUAUUGCUAAUGGUGAAAUGGCAAAUUAUCUGAAGACGAUGGUGGCACCUCAGGUUCCAACCGAACUGCAUGAUUCUUUUGUAGCGGCCAUUGACAAGGGAAGCAUUAGAACUAUGCCAAACAGAAGCAUGCCAGCUGCUCCUCAUCCAACAGCUGGUGCCCUCUUGAUGGGCGAUGCAUUUAAUAUGCGCCAUCCUCUGACCGGAGGAGGAAUGACAGUGGCCUUGUCUGAUAUAGUCGUGCUACGUAAUCUUCUUAAGCCUCUACAUGAUCUUCAUGAUGCUGCCGCUCUCUGCAAAUACCUGGAAUCCUUCUACACUUUGCGGAAACCGGUUGCUUCUACAAUAAACACUCUGGCAGGCGCCUUGUACAAGGUAUUCAGUGCAUCACCCGAUCAAGCUAGGAAUGAAAUGCGACAAGCCUGUUUCGAUUAUCUGAGCCUUGGAGGUGUUUUCUCAAGUGGGCCAAUUGCUUUACUCUCUGGUCUUAAUCCCCGCCCCCUGAGUUUGGUUGCGCACUUCUUUGCCGUUGCUAUCUAUGGAGUUGGCCGUCUAUUGUUGCCCUUUCCUUCGCUGGAGAGAUUGUGGAUUGGAGCUAGACUGAUUUCUGGUGCAGCAGGUAUCAUUUUCCCGAUUAUUAAAGCAGAAGGCGUCCGGCAAAUGUUCUUCCCUGCUACUGUCCCUGCAUAUUAUAGAGCUCCUCCUGUUAAUUGAAACAGUGGAAAAUGUUUGUGCCCAUAUACGGAGUCAAAUCUGUAGCAUCUUUGCCCUUAUCACAUGUGCCAUGUUAAAUUUUCAUUUAUGGGAAUGCAAGUGAUGUUUGCUACUGGUCUAGUAAGCCGAGAUUGCUGGGAAUUGUACUGUAAUUUUGACUAGCUUUUGUGGUUUAUCUCAACCCAACAUCAACUCAGUUGCACUUUGACUCCUCAA